This is a messenger RNA of Trichomycterus rosablanca, 912 nucleotides long. It is a transcript of the gene st6galnac4, whose product is annotated as ST6 (alpha-N-acetyl-neuraminyl-2,3-beta-galactosyl-1,3)-N-acetylgalactosaminide alpha-2,6-sialyltransferase 4. Bases 1 to 888 code for a protein of 295 amino acids. Gene Ontology annotation, biological process: ganglioside biosynthetic process; oligosaccharide metabolic process. Lineage: Eukaryota; Metazoa; Chordata; Actinopteri; Siluriformes; Trichomycteridae. The transcript is spliced from 4 exons. The record is from RefSeq and is a predicted model, not a curated record. Gene Ontology annotation, molecular function: alpha-N-acetylgalactosaminide alpha-2,6-sialyltransferase activity.
AUGCAGAAGUUCUGCUGGCUUUACCUUCUCAUCUUCGUCCUCUUUUUGCUGUUCUGGUACAAUUACUUAACCAGGAACCACUUAAUCGGGAAUCUUGUUGAUCUCGGACUUCAUGGCUACGUGAAGGUUUCACCUGGAAUCAGGUCAAGUUUUCAAUACCUGGCACUGCGCUGUGCCAGCUGCGCCGUGGUCUCCAGCUCGGGCCAGGUCCUGGGCAGCAGGCGUGGGAGGGAGAUCGACGGUCACGACUGUGUGAUCCGCAUGAACGUAGCACCGACGCUUGGGUUUGAGGCUGAUGUGGGUUCCAAGACCACUGUGCGUGUCAUCUCUCACACCAGUGUGCGGCACCUGCUGCCACAUCAGGCUCUUUUCUUUAAAGAGAAUGCAGAUACGCGCUAUGUGGUCUGGGGUCCCGAGCGGAAGAUGAGCCAGGUCGACCAGGGACCGGUGUUUAAGGUGCUGGCGAAGCUGGCACAGAAGUACCCAGACACACACAUCUAUACCUUUAGCAGGAAAAAGGUGAUCCAAUGUGAUGGGAUCUUUGAAAAUGAGACGGGCAAAAACAGAAUGAAGUCAGGUGCAUUUCUCAGCACUGGAUUUUUCACUCUGAUUUUUGCACUGGAUGUGUGUGACAGCAUCAACGUUUAUGGAAUGAUAGAUGGUUCCUACUGUGGUUUAGCCAAUUACACCUCUGUACCGUAUCACUAUUACGAGUCUGGACGUCUGGACGAGUGUGGCAUGUACAAAAUGCACGAGCGGGCGAGGUACGGUGGCCAUCGGUUUAUCACAGAGAAGCGGAUUUACAGACGCUGGGCCUCACAGGGAAAAUUACGAUUCCAGCAUCCAGCCUGGCGCCUGAACUUAAAGCUAAACUGGGUUAACUGGUAACGUUUACUGCUGAUGUUUUUUUAC